UCCUCCUUCUCUUCUUCAGCGCUGGACACGGAGGAUCGCUCCGCGGAUGCAGGAAGGAUGAAUGGACUUUAAAUCUGCCUCCCAACUUUCAGUGCCUCUCCUGCUCUCCCUCCCCCGCUCCUUCACGAGCUGAAAUCUGCCAGAAGAUAUCUCUGACAAUGGAUUUACUGCAAUCACGAUGCUAUUGAGAAUGAUCACAUCAUCAUCAUCUUCUUAUUCUUCUUCUCGCUCUGCGGAUGCUCAUUAGAGUGGGGAGUCGUGAUGAUGGCAACGAUAGGGGAAUUCGACCCGCUGAACACCAGAGUCCCUGCAACUAAAAUAGAAGUUACAGUCUCCUGCCGGAGUCUGCUGGAUGUGGAUACAUUCUCCAAGUCAGAUCCAGUGGUCGUGUUGUAUUUGCAGGCCGUUGGAACCAAAGAAUGGAGAGAGUUUGGCAGAACAGAGGUAAUCGAUAACACUCGGAAUCCGGAUUUUGUCAGGAAGUUCGUCCUGGAUUUCUUCUUUGAAGAGAAACAAAAUCUACGGUUUGAUGUGUACAAUGUGGACUCCAGAAGCUGCAACAUAUCCAAACAUGAGCAGAAGGACUUUCUGGGCCAGACCUUUUGUACACUCGGAGAAAUCAUCGGCUCCACGGGAGGGCGGUUGGAGAAGACCCUCUCUGGGAUUCCAGGGAAGAAGUGUGGAGUCAUUAUCUUUGCUGCAGAGGAGCUCAGUAACUGCAGGGAUAUUGCUACCAUGCAGUUGUGCGCCAACAAGCUCGACAAAAAAGACUUUUUUGGCAAAUCGGACCCCUUCCUGGUUUUCUUUCGGAGUAAUGAGGAUGGAACGUUCACCAUCUGUCACAAGACGGAGGUGAUAAAGAACACCCUGAACCCAGUGUGGCAGCCCUUCACCAUCCCAGUUAGAGCUCUCUGCAAUGGUGACUACGACAGGACUGUGAAGGUAGAUGUCUAUGACUGGGAUCGAGAUGGAAGCCAUGACUUCAUUGGUGAGUUCACCACCAGCUACAGAGAGCUGUCUCGGGGGCAAAACCAGUUCAAUGUCUACGAGGUUUUGAAUCCCAAGAAGAAAGGAAAAAAGAAGAAGUACGUCAAUUCUGGAACUGUUACUCUGCUGUCCUUCAAAGUGGAGUCUGAGUAUACAUUUGUGGAUUUCAUACGAGGAGGAACACAGAUCAACUUCACCGUGGCUAUAGACUUCACAGCCUCCAAUGGUAAUCCCUCACAGCCCACUUCCCUCCACUAUAUGAGCCCCUACCAGAUGAAUGCAUAUGCCAUGGCCCUGAAAGCGGUCGGUGAGAUUAUCCAGGACUACGAUAGCGACAAGCUCUUUCCUGCCUAUGGCUUCGGAGCUAAACUCCCCCCCGAUGGCAAAAUCUCUCAUGGCUUCCCGCUGAGUGGUGACGCUGACAAUCCAAACUGUGUGGGCAUAGAGGGAGUUCUGGAAGCUUAUUUCCGGAGCCUGAAGACGGUGCAGCUGUACGGACCCACAAACUUUGCUCCUGUUAUCAACAAAGUGGCAAACUAUGCAGCAGAGAUUACAGAUGGCUCUCAGUAUUUUGUCCUACUGAUGAUCACAGAUGGAGUGAUAUCUGACAUGGUCCAGACCAAAGAGGCUGUGGUCAAUGCAGCAGGACUCCCCCUGUCCAUAAUUAUCGUAGGCGUUGGACCUGCCGAGUUUGAUGCUAUGGAGGAGCUAGAUGGAGAUGAAGUGAGGGUGUCCUCCAGGGGACGUCUUGCCGAGAGAGACAUUGUGCAGUUUGUCCCAUUCAGGGACUACAUCGACAGAUCCGGCAACCAGGUCCUCAGCAUGGCCCGGCUGGCUAAGGACGUCCUCGCCGAAAUCCCUGACCAGCUGCUGUCUUUCAUGAAGAGCCGGGGCGUCGAACCCCGACCGGCCCUCUCUUCCUCGCCGCUACCGGAGCUUCACCGACACAUCUGACUCCGGACUCCAACCCCCCCCACCCUAGGUCUCUGCCUCCCCAACAUGUCUCACCCUGUCUCCACUCACCUCCCAUGCAGCCGUUUGUUAUUUUAAAGUAGGAGCAGAAGGAUGGACCUGGCAAAUUGUCCUUCGCUGUGUCUCACAUCAAGGUGACACAGCGGGCGCUCAUCCUAACAAAUCUUUUCUUCUCUAACACAUACAAUUAUGUAAAUAGCAUUACUUUCAGUUUUUAAACUUUUGGAUUUUUUCAAAAUUUUGUUAAUUACAUUUCCCCGGAAAUGUCUGUUCACAAAAGGUUUUCACAUUUGUUCUCUGGGACACCCGUCUUAUUUUGCAGCAUUCCCAGACCAUAAAUGAAACUGAAGCCAGUCCCCAAAAGAUGGGCAAUAAACGCCAGUUUGUAUCAGGUAAUUGGGGGGGGGGGGUAGUUUUGGCCGAGCUUGGGGUGGAAUCUGGAAUCUGGGGUAUUUUGUCGCCAUGUGGACAGGUGUUUGUUCAUUUGCCGUCAGCGUUAUUGAGCUGUGCCAAAUGUCUUUAAAACUGAUUUUGAGGCUGACAAACAAUUAGUUUAGUCCAAGGUGGAUUUUUAAAUUGCAACGUGUGCCUCCUCAGGGCGAGUUAAUGAUGGCUUAGAGAAAGGUGGAUUUUAGCAUCCAAAAGUAGUCAUUGUGGUUAGGCUUCUUAUCAGCCAACAGCUCACAUGAAGCAUUAUACAUAUAUAUAUAUAUAUACUGCUGGUGGUCACUCG
Molecule: messenger RNA, 2692 nt
Organism: Gasterosteus aculeatus aculeatus (three-spined stickleback)
Lineage: Eukaryota; Metazoa; Chordata; Actinopteri; Perciformes; Gasterosteidae
Source: RefSeq, a predicted model, not a curated record